UGGCGGCUGCUGGCCCGCUGGCUGCCCCUCCAUUUCGAUCCAUUCUUCGGGACAUACAUUUAGCAUCCCAACGCCCACCACAAUCUCUCCUUUUCCUCAGUCUCCUAUCCUCGCAUACUCUCUGCACUUUCGAUCCCAGAAACACCCGUCAAAAUGGCCUCCCGACCUCAGAACAUUGGCAUCAAGGCCAUUGAGAUCUACUUCCCCAACCAGUACGUCGAGCAGACCGAGCUCGAGAAGCACGAUGGCGUCUCGACCGGCAAGUACACCAUUGGCCUCGGCCAGACCAAGAUGGCCUUCUGCGACGACCGCGAGGACAUUUACUCCUUCGCCCUGACCGUCACCUCCCGCCUCCUCAAGAAUUACGCCGUCGACCCCAAGUCCGUCGGCCGCCUCGAAGUCGGCACCGAGACCAUCCUCGACAAGUCAAAGUCCGUCAAGACCGUCCUCAUGCAGCUCUUUGGCGACAACACCAACAUUGAGGGCGUCGACACCCUCAACGCCUGCUACGGCGGCACCAACGCCCUCCUCAACACCGUCAACUGGAUCGAGUCCUCCGCCUGGGACGGCCGUGACGGCAUCGUCGUCGCCGGCGACAUUGCCCUCUACGCCAAGGGCGCCGCCCGUCCCACUGGUGGUGCCGGCGCUGUCGCCAUGCUCAUCGGCCCCGACGCCCCCGUCGUCCUCGAGCCUGGCCUGCGCGGCACCUACAUGCAGCACGCCUACGACUUCUACAAGCCCGACCUGACCUCGGAGUACCCCUACGUCGACGGCCACUACUCCAACACCUGCUACAUGCGCGCCCUCGACGCCGCCUACCGCGACUACUGCGCCAAGGAGGCCAAGCAGCUCAACGGCGCCGCCGCCGACGGCAAGCCCACCCUCGACCGCUUCGACUACCUCGCCUUCCACGCGCCCAACUGCAAGCUCGUCGCCAAGUCGUACGCCCGCCUGCUGUACCACGACUACCUGGCCAACGCCGACGCCCCGGCCUUUGGCGAGGUCGCCCCCGAGCUGCGCGACAUGGACUACGAAAAGUCCCUGACCGACAAGGUCGUCGAGAAGACCUUUAUGGGCCUCACCAAGAAGAAGUUCCAGGACCGCGUCAGCUCCUCCCUCAACGUCGCCACCAUGUGCGGCAACAUGUACUGCGCCAGCGUCUGGGGUGGCCUCGCCUCGCUGCUGCACUACACCGCGCCCGCCGACCUGGACGGCAAGCGCAUCGGCGUCUUCAGCUACGGCUCCGGCCUCGCCGCCACCUUCCUCUCCUUCCGCGUCAAGGGCUCCACCGAGACCAUCAGCAAGACCCUCGACAUCCCCGCCCGCCUCGAGGCCCGCAAGACCCUCGCGCCCACCGAGUACGAGGCCUUCUGCGACCUGCGCAAACAGGCCCACCUCCAGAAGGGCUUUGCCCCCCAGGGCCAGACGGAGAACAUCACCCCGGGGACAUACUACCUCGAGAAGGUGGACGACAUGUUCAGGAGGGAGUACACCAUGAAGGUGUAAGCGACGAAGCGAGCGAGCGAGUGGAAGCCGACAUGAAAGCAUAUUUGAUGACUGUUUAUUCAUUUAAUAUAUUUUUGGGGAGGACUGGUGGCCCGGUCCUUGCUUAAAAGAUGAACAUAGACAGGGAGGUUUAGUCUUUGGAAUGUGUUUAUUCCCUUUGUUGGUCGACUAUAUAGAGGUCGAAUGAUGAAUCAAGACAUUACGUUUUCUAGACU
Messenger RNA from Emericellopsis atlantica, 1721 nucleotides. RefSeq names its product hydroxymethylglutaryl-CoA synthase. The coding region runs from base 154 to 1506 and encodes 450 amino acids. Gene Ontology annotation, molecular function: hydroxymethylglutaryl-CoA synthase activity. The transcript has 2 exons. The record is from RefSeq and is a predicted model, not a curated record. Gene Ontology annotation, biological process: ergosterol biosynthetic process; acetyl-CoA metabolic process. Lineage: Eukaryota; Fungi; Ascomycota; Sordariomycetes; Hypocreales; Bionectriaceae.